CCAUUUUGUGGCCUGCUAUGGCGGCGGUGUUGAGGUUGGGGCCGGGAUGCGACGCCUUUGACUGAGGGGGUAGACCAGUCGGAGGCAUCGGGGACGUCGCGCAGCGCAGAAGACCACCAGCCUGGACGCCGGGGACGCUGUCAUGUACGGCGCGGGCGGAGCCCGCGCCAAAACCGAGAGAAAAAGCGGCACGAAGGAGGAGGCCGGGCCCGGCGGCGCCGGCGGUGGGGGCAGCCGAGUGGAGCUGCUGGUUUUCGGCUAUGCCUGCAAGCUGUUCCGGGACGACGAGCGGGCCCUGGCCCAGGAACAGGGACAGCACCUCAUCCCCUGGAUGGGGGACCGCAAGAUCCUCAUCGACAGAUAUGAUGGACGUGGUCACCUGCAUGACCUUUCUGAGUACGAUGCUGAGUAUUCCACAUGGAACAGAGAUUACCAGCUAUCUGAAGAGGAGGCACGAAUAGAUGCCCUGUGUGAUGAAGAGAGGUAUUUAGCCUUGCAUACGGACUUGCUUGAGGAGGAGGCAAGGCAAGAGGAAGAAUACAAGCGAUUGAGUGAAGCGCUGGCAGAGGAUGGGAGCUACAAUGCCGUAGGCUUCACUUAUGGCAGUGACUAUUAUGACCCGUCAGAGCCGACGGAGGAGGAGGAGCCGUCCAGACAGAGAGAAAAAAAUGAGACUGAAAAUUUAGAGGAAAAUGAAGAACCCUUUGUUGCACCCUUAGGAUUGAAUGUCCCGUCAGAUGUGGAACUGCCACCGACAGCCAAAAUGCACGCCAUCAUCGAGCGCACGGCCAACUUUGUGUGCAAGCAGGGGGCGCAGUUUGAAAUAAUGCUGAAGGCCAAGCAGGCGCGGAACUCCCAGUUUGACUUUCUGCGCUUCGAUCACUACCUCAACCCCUACUAUAAAUUCAUCCAGAAAGCGAUGAAAGAAGGGCGAUACACAGUACUGGCUGAGAGCAAAAGUGAGGAGAAGAAAAAGUCAGGGGUCAACUCUGACAACGAAGAUGAUGAUGAUGAAGAUGGAAACUAUCUGCAUCCGUCUCUUUUUGCUUCCAAGAAGUGCAGUCGCCUUGAGGAGUUGAUGAAGCCUUUGAAGGUGGUGGACCCAGAUCACCCACUAGCAGCACUUGUCCGUAAAGCGCAGGCCGACAGUUCUACUCCCACCCCACACACCACAGACGGCACGCCUGUGCAGCCCUCCCAGGUGGAGUACACGACAGACUCAACUGUGGCAGCCAUGUAUUACAGCUACUACAUGCUGCCCGAUGGCACCUACUGCCUGGCUCCUCCACCUCCGGGGAUUGAUGUGGCCACGUACUACAGCACCCUUCCCGCCGGUGUGACCGUGUCCAGCUCCCCCGGAGUGACGACCACUGCCCCACCGCCACCCGGGACCACGCCACCACCACCCCCAACCACGGCUGAGACAAGCAGCGGGGCCACCUCCACAACCACUACCACAAGUGCACUUGGCCCCGUGGCCGCCAUCAUCCCCCCACCCCCCGACAUCCAGCCUGUGAUUGACAAGCUGGCAGAAUACGUCGCCAGGAACGGCCUGAAGUUUGAGACCAGCGUCCGUGCCAAGAACGAUCAGAGGUUCGAGUUCCUGCAACCGUGGCACCAAUAUAAUGCCUACUAUGAGUUUAAGAAGCAGUUCUUCCUCCAGAAGGAAGGGGGCGAUAGCACACAGGCUGUGUCCGCCCCAGAAGAGACCCCUGCAGACUCUGCUCCUACGAAGCCCAGUGACGCUGGGGAGGAUGGAGUGCCUGAAGAUGCGGCGGAGGCAGGAGGACGGGCGGGCUCAGGCGGGAGGAAGGAGGCAGUGUCUGGCAAGACCGUCGCGGAUGGCAAGUUGGUGAAAGCUUCCUUUGCUCCAAUAAGCUUUGCAAUCAAGGCCAAAGAAAAUGAUCUGCUUCCCCUGGAAAAGAACCGUGUUAAGCUAGAUGAUGACAGUGACGAUGACGAAGCAAGCAAAGAAGGCCAAGAGAGUUGUAGUAGCGCUGCAAACCCUAACCCGGCAGUUGCCCCCCCCUGCGUAGUUGCUGAGGAGAAGAAACCUCAACUCACCCAGGAGGAGCUGGAAGCAAAGCAAGCAAAGCAAAAGCUGGAGGAUCGCCUUGCAGCUGCUGCCCGGGAAAAGCUGGCCCAAGCAUCUAAGGAGUCGAAGGAGAAGCAGCUCCAAGCAGAACGGAAGAGGAAAGCGGCUUUAUUUUUACAGACCUUGAAAAAUCCUCUGCCAGAAGCAGAAGUUGGAAAAAUUGAGGAGAGUCCUUUCAGUGUGGAGGAAGCUAGUGCUGUGCCCGGUCCUCUGCUGACUGGAGGCAAACCUCUGCCUGCUUCAGAAGUUAAACUGCCCGAGAGGCCUUCAAGCAAAAGCAGAGAUCCGCCAAGAGAAGAAGAGAGAGAAAAGAAAAAGAAAAAGCACAAAAAAAGAUCUCGAACGAGGUCGCGCUCUCCCAAGUACCACUCGUCCUCCAAGUCCAGGUCUCGGUCACACUCAAAAGCAAAGCAUUCUCUUCCCAGUGCCUAUCGGACAGUACGGCGGUCGAGAGCCACAGCCUCCUCAGGGACACUGAGCACGGAGCCCUGUCAGAGCAGCUCAUCAGUGGCCGCAGCAGCAGAGCAAGGAAGUUAUCAGGCAGCCUCGACCACCAACAGAUUUGCCACCUGGAGCUCUUUUGAGGGAAAACCUGGUAAAAUGUCAAGGUCCCGCUCCCGGUCCCCUCGGAGGAGAGCCCACUCCCCUGAGAGGCGGAGGGAGGAGAGAAGCGUCCCCACCGCCUACCGCAUGAGUAGCCCCGGGGCCAGCAGGAAGCGGACACGCUCCAGAAGUCCUCACGAGAAGAAGAAGAAGAGACGAUCCCGGUCGCGGACCAAGUCCAAGGCCAGGUCUCAGUCAGCGUCCCCGAGCAAGCAGGCAGCCCCCCGGCCCGCAGCCCCCGCAGCCCACUCGGCCAGCGUCUCUCCCGUGGAGAGUCGGGGCUCCAGCCAGGAGCGCUCCAGGGGGGUCUCUCAGGAAAAGGACGCACAGAUCUCCUCAGCGAUCGUCUCUUCCGUGCAGAGCAAAAUCACUCAGGAUCUCAUGGCCAAAGUCAGAGCGAUGCUUGCGGCUUCCAAAAACCUGCAGACCAGCGCCUCCUAGGCCACCGGGGACAGUGGGGCGCGAACCAGCUCCGUCCAGUGCCGCCCGGGGCCUCCACGGACUCUUGGGGGCUUUUGUAAAUUAACUUUCGUUGACAUUUUUGGUUGAAGAUUUCUGACCAGCAGUCUCUUACCUGUAUAUUUGUAAAUAUAUCCUGUUUCUGUGAAAAUGUAUUAUCAAUAAAUGGAAGAAGACACCUUUUCUAGCUAGGA
This is a messenger RNA of Carlito syrichta (Philippine tarsier), 3351 nucleotides long. RefSeq names its product splicing factor SWAP homolog (gene SFSWAP). Gene Ontology annotation, biological process: RNA processing; mRNA 5'-splice site recognition. The record is from RefSeq and is a predicted model, not a curated record. The transcript has 19 exons. Gene Ontology annotation, molecular function: RNA binding. Bases 143 to 3139 code for a protein of 998 amino acids. Lineage: Eukaryota; Metazoa; Chordata; Mammalia; Primates; Tarsiidae.